AUGAAAAUGUCAGAAAGACUUGUUGCUGACAUCUUCACACAGGAAGAUCGACUGAAAAGUCUCGAGGGAAAGCUUGGCGUAGUGAUUGAUCACCUCGGUGUCGGCACAAAUGACAAGUGCACAUCAACUAGUACAAGCCAGCAUCUCAAUCGAUCGAUCUUGUCUGGACCGAGUGUCUCGGUGACACUACCUCCAUGGGACGAUGUCGUCGCAAUCGCAGAGCUGUAUCUGCUCUACUGUGAAUCGCAGCCUCUGCCUAUCUUUCACACGGGCAGUUUCAUCAAUAGCCUCCAGAGCAGAGAUAUUGAGGUCAUUUAUGCCAUCUUGGCUCUUUGUUUACGAUUUUCAACCUCUCACCGCAGCGCUUCAAAUCUAUCUGAGCAGGUCAAUAGCUACGCAGAAGUUGCUCGUGGACUCGUCAUGAAGCGAGUCUCAGAAGGACCGGUUGAGGUAUCCACUCUCCAAUGCCUCUGUCUUUUGAGUAUGGUCGAUUUUACAAAUGGCAAUACACAUCGCUCAAGCAUUCACAGCAGUCUGGCCAUGAAUCUUGCUCAAUGUGCGAAUCUCGGCCAGGAGCCGCGCGCUCCAAUAAGCAACAUCAGUCGAGAGGAACGGCGGCGAUGCUUUUGGAGCAUCUGUCUAUUGAAGCGACUUCAUGGCGGGGACUUUUCAAUUGACCUACCAGACGUCGGAGGGCUCGCAUACCCGCGUAGUCCUUCCCGUCCUGCGCGGAUACUCUCUCCAGGUCCGACGCACCCUGAAACUAGACGAAGCGACAUUCAAGAUCAAGGAAUUCUCGCCUACGUGAUCAUGCUCAGCGAGGCAUUUGCGCGCACGGGAAGAUAUGUCCGUCUUCAUGGACGACCGAGCACGGUGCCCCCUUGGUCGCCGCACUCUGAGUAUUCUAAGAUCAUCGCGCUACAAAUGGACCUUGAGACCAAAAUGCCCCUUACACAUCGGUUCAAGCCAGCCAAUCUCAACGAUAGGUCACUGGAAGAGCUUCAAGCUCACCGUGAGUACUGGGGCCCAUGGUUCCUGAAUCAAUUCAUGUAUCAUACCAUGCUCUGUCUGCUCAAUCACCCGCUUCUACUGUCACUGAGUCUCCGGACCUUCAGAAGCACCAUCCCCGAAAUCUUCCUUCAACAUACGUCUGAUUUGAUAUCCUCUCACACCACCUGGAUCAUUCACUUUAUCAACUACUUUGAAGAAAAGGGCUUCUUUGUCUCAGAUCCCCUUCUGGGCUACAGUGCCGCGGUCGUCGCCACCAUUGAACUGCAGCUCAGCUUCACCGACAACGAAACCAUCCGCGAACAAAAGCGCGACCGCUUCACCAAAUGCGUCAAAUUCGUCCAACAGCUCGGCCAACAGUGGCCGCACAUGGCUCGCCUCGCACAACGACUUCAACAUCUUGAAGACGCCGUCUCAGCAACCUACCAGUCCGACCCAAGCGCCGAAAAUCAAAGCCUGCUGAUCGACCUGUCCAAGUUCUGGGAAAUCCUCGAGUAUUCAUCCAACAGCGACGCUGCAUCUGCACGUCGUCUCUUCGGCGAUUCGCUCUAUGCAGGUCCGUCCACGACGAACCCGGAAGUCUCGCAGACAUCACCUCUUCCUGCCCCGACUCGUAUUGGUGAGGAGCGGUCGGCGAGUUUGCAAUCCCCCGGGACUUUUGCGGGCAAUGCGGCGGGGUUUGCAGACUACACGGCUACCUCGGUUGUGUCGCCGCAACAACUCACGUUGACGAAUGAUGAGUUCUCCAUCCUGGCGACCAAUUUCUUCUCACAGGGUCAGGAGUUUUUGCGAAGUGGGGAUGCUUGGACGAAUAUUGGCAAUUUUUAA
Penicillium oxalicum is the source of this 1836-nucleotide messenger RNA. Its product is annotated as fungal specific transcription factor domain-containing protein. Gene Ontology annotation, biological process: DNA-templated transcription. Gene Ontology annotation, cellular component: nucleus. The coding region runs from base 1 to 1836 and encodes 611 amino acids. The transcript is spliced from 3 exons. Gene Ontology annotation, molecular function: zinc ion binding; DNA binding. The record is from RefSeq and is a predicted model, not a curated record. NCBI's taxonomy places the organism in Eukaryota, Fungi, Ascomycota, Eurotiomycetes, Eurotiales, Aspergillaceae.